This is a messenger RNA of Lepus europaeus (European hare), 1563 nucleotides long. RefSeq names its product complement factor properdin (gene CFP). The transcript is spliced from 9 exons. NCBI's taxonomy places the organism in Eukaryota, Metazoa, Chordata, Mammalia, Lagomorpha, Leporidae. The coding region runs from base 88 to 1482 and encodes 464 amino acids. The record is from RefSeq and is a predicted model, not a curated record.
GCCGCAGAUUCCUCUUUGCCGCCUGACUCCAGGGUGCAUACAGCCAGACCUCCACUCUGCCAAGGGUGCAGGCGUGUGCUGCUCACCAUGCCCGCCCAGUCGCAGCCCCCUCUAUCGCUGCUGCUGCUGCUGCUCACACUGCCAGCCACCGGUGCGGAUCCUGUAGUCUGCUUCACCGAGUAUGACGAACCCAGCGGCAAGUGCAAGGGCCUCCUAGGGGGAGGUGUCAGUGUGGAACACUGCUGUCUCAAUGCUGCCUAUGCCUUCCAGGAGCCUGGCAGUGAGCACUGCCAUGCAUGCAGGUCCCCACUAUGGUCACAAUGGUCUGCGUGGGCCCCCUGCUCAGUGACAUGCUCUGAGGGCUCCCAGCUGCGGCACCGGCGCUGCGUGGGCCAGGGCGGACCGUGCUCUGAGAAGGCGGCUCCCGGCACCCUCCAGUGGCAGCUACAGGCCUGUGAAGACCUGCUGUGCUGUCCUGAAAUGGGCGGCUGGUCUGACUGGGGGCCCUGGAGGCCUUGCUCUGUCACCUGCUCCAAAGGGACCAAGACCCGUCAGCGAGCAUGUGAUCGCCCUGCCCCCAAGUGUGGGGGCCGCUGCCUAGGAGAGGCCCAGGAGUCAGAGACCUGUGACACCAAGCAGGUCUGCCCCACACACGGGCUCUGGGCCGCCUGGGGCCCCUGGAGCCCUUGCUCAAGCUCCUGCCACGGUGGACCCCAAGUGCCAAAGGAAACACGGAGCCGCACAUGCUCUGCACCUGAGCCCUCCAAGCAGCCCCCAGGGAAGCCCUGCUCAGGGUCAGCCUAUGAACAGCGGAGCUGCACUGGCCUGCCACCCUGCCCAGUGGCUGGGGGUUGGGGACCAUGGGGCCCUGUGAGCUCCUGCUCUGUGACCUGCGGCUUGGGCAAGACCCUCGAAAAACGGACCUGUGAUCACCCUGUGCCCCAGCAUGGGGGCCCCUUCUGCACCGGCGAUGCCACUCGGACCCACAUCUGCAACACAGCUGUGCCUUGCCCUGUGAAUGGAGAAUGGGAGGCCUGGGGGGAGUGGAGUGAAUGCAGCCGCCCCGGCAGGAAGUCCAUCAGCUGUGAGGAAGUCCCGGGCCAGCAGAGUCGAAAGAGGGUCUGCAAGGGCCGCAAGUUUGAUGGACAGCGAUGUGCUGGGGAGUACCAGGACAUCCGGCACUGCUAUAACAUCCAGCGCUGCCGCUUGAAAGGCUCAUGGUUGGAGUGGAGUUCCUGGGGACUGUGCACACCCCCAUGUGGGCCCAGCCCCACCCGGACCCGCCAGCGGCUCUGCACAGCCCUGCUCCCCAAGUUCCCGCCCACCAUUUCCGUGGUCGAAGGUCAGGGCGAGAAGAAUGUCACCUUCUGGGGUAAACCGUGGCCACAGUGCGAGCAGCUGCAAGGGCAGACGCUGGUGGUGGAGGAGAAACGACCAUGUCUACACGUGCCUGCCUGCAAAGACCCUGAGGAGAAGCCCUAACACAUCCCCCUCCCACUCUGACCCGUUCACCUCCCAGACCUCAAUAAAGCAGUCCUGAGGGCUCUUCUAAAAUUCCUUAAA